Sparassis crispa is the source of this 447-nucleotide messenger RNA. RefSeq lists its product as hypothetical. The transcript has a single exon. NCBI's taxonomy places the organism in Eukaryota, Fungi, Basidiomycota, Agaricomycetes, Polyporales, Sparassidaceae. The record is from RefSeq and is a predicted model, not a curated record. Bases 1 to 447 code for a protein of 148 amino acids.
AUGUUCGAGACGGAGAUGCGACGCUCCAUCGCCGUUUCGGAAUCCGACGAAGCAUAUGACAAGACGUGUUUCGAGGGUCUGGAUGAGGACGUGUUGUUGCACCCUUGGAUGGCGUUCGAUUCGUUAUGCUGGGGUUCUGCGAUUGAGAGGCUACGCGCUUCGCAGCAGGCAGGAGGGUGGGACACUGUACCAUGUGCACCCGUUUUCAGCAAACCACUCCCUGAUGUCCCGGUUGAUCCAAUCGGAAGCAAGUUGCUCGGUUCUCGGCAGGUAAUACUAUCGUGCAUCUUAACGCACCUUGUGCUGACCUCGUCCUUGCACGACCCAAGUCGCGCUUUUCCAGGGACAGCUGCACACCCCCACAUCGAGUUGGAUUUCCGCGUUGCUUCGACGUGUGCAAAGUGUUCGCUGGGGCCUUCCACUUUCGUUAGCCCUUUUCAUGACUAG